Rosa chinensis is the source of this 1106-nucleotide messenger RNA. RefSeq names its product rRNA-processing protein FCF1 homolog. The transcript has 7 exons. The coding region runs from base 585 to 863 and encodes 92 amino acids. The record is from RefSeq and is a predicted model, not a curated record. Gene Ontology annotation, cellular component: nucleolus; small-subunit processome. Lineage: Eukaryota; Viridiplantae; Streptophyta; Magnoliopsida; Rosales; Rosaceae.
UCUCUCCAAACCUAAACAAGAUCUAGUUUUUUUCCCCUCCUCCUAAUUUUCGAUCUCUCCCUCUCUAGUGUUUUCUUCUGGGUAACUGUUACAACCCAUCACAAUUGUCAUCCGUUUUCAAUCUCAGCACUACAAAGAACUCGAAGCCACCAUUGACAUGCUUCCAUGCUUUGCGUUGAGUUCCAAACGGCGUUAUCAUCAAGGCCAAGGAGGGAUUCUCAAGAAUACGAUAAGGCUCCGGUCACCGUCGCCGAUUUCAGCAACCAAGCACUGAUCAGUUUGGAGAUGGGGAGACAAAUCCCUUCGAUUUCUUUGGUGGCGGAAAAGGACUCGGCAUCGGUGCGGUUGAAUAAACUGGUGGAGCAGGCGGUUGAUAAGGCCGUGCAACCAUCUACUUUCUGGCAGAAGAAAUUUUUGGUGUGUUGAAGCGAAAUAGCUUUCGCCGUGUUUGAGAACAUGCAUUAUGGAGAAGAGUGCAAGAUGUUGCUGAGUUACUUGGCAUGAUGGUUGAAGACCACAAGCGGUUGCAGCCUAAUGUGAAAACCUAUGCGAAAAUGUGAAGACAAAAAUUAUAUUUAGGCCAAAUGUUUCUAUGGCGUUGUUCUUUCAAUACAACACUGCUUUGGGGGCCGCCUUACAAGGUUUUGGUAGAUGCCAACUUUAUCAAUUUCUCUAUCCAGAAUAAGUUGGAUUUGGAGAAGAGAAUGAUGGACUGCCCAUAUGCAAAGUGCACUUCUGGUAUCACAGAUUAUGUAAUGGCAGAGCUUCAAAAGUUGGGUCAGAAAUAUUGUGUGGCUCUGAGGUUGUCCGUGUCAAAAGAAGAGUUACAGCUGUGGGAUGAAGUCUUGAUGUUUAUAUAUUGAUGGGUGCAUCUGUAAAUUUAUAGUUACUACAUUUAUUGUAUUAUACAAUUUAAAAUACAAUAUAUAGUACAAGAAUGUAACCUCAUGAAUUUGCCACUAAUAUUAGUGGCAUUCCAAAACCACUAAUAUCAGUGUGAAUUUAGAUGCUGAAUUUACCUUGGAUUCCGUGAUUCCACUAUUGUUGUAUCAGUGUCUAUUGCCCCAAUGACACCUGCUAUAGAGGGGACUGCUGAUUCCUCAAUA